AUGGUUGUAGGGGUCAGUGACGAAUUGAACAAGCUGAUUGAUCAGUCAAACAAGGCCGUACUAAAGCUUAAGAAGGGAUUGGAGACACUGAAAGAGGAAAAUGCCACUUUUGCUGCAAAGAAUCCAAACAGCUCUGAAGCAAGAAUCCGCGAAAACCUUCAUGCAGCAGUAACGCGAAAAUUUAGAGAAAUUUUAAAGGAAUAUCAAGCUGUCCAGACUGACUUCAAGAAAGACGUUCGAGAAAAAGUCACUCGUCAAGUUAAAAUAGUUUUCCCGGAGGCGAAUGACGACGAAGUUGGUAGGAUGGUGGCUGAUGGGGACGCGGCAACAGCUCAGGCAAUUCGGCUGCGUAUGACUGGCAUAAAUACAGAGAUAUCAGAAGAUUGGAACAAAGUGAGAGCAACUGUUGGGUAG
This is a messenger RNA of Condylostylus longicornis, 414 nucleotides long. Its product is annotated as syntaxin-1A-like. Gene Ontology annotation, cellular component: membrane. The coding region runs from base 1 to 414 and encodes 137 amino acids. The record is from RefSeq and is a predicted model, not a curated record. Gene Ontology annotation, biological process: vesicle-mediated transport. Lineage: Eukaryota; Metazoa; Arthropoda; Insecta; Diptera; Dolichopodidae. The transcript is spliced from 3 exons.